Messenger RNA from Caenorhabditis remanei, 492 nucleotides. RefSeq lists its product as uncharacterized. Bases 1 to 492 code for a protein of 163 amino acids. Gene Ontology annotation, cellular component: membrane. Lineage: Eukaryota; Metazoa; Nematoda; Chromadorea; Rhabditida; Rhabditidae. Gene Ontology annotation, biological process: sensory perception of chemical stimulus. The transcript is spliced from 4 exons. The record is from RefSeq and is a predicted model, not a curated record.
AUGGAGUUCUGUCAAACGAGAGAAAUCACUCAAUCGUAUACUUUGAGUUUGAGAUUUCAGUUAAAUGAGAAUCUCAAAAUUAUGAAAUGGCUCAAAAAUUGUAUUGUUGUGGUCACUUGUUUCAACACGAUUCUCGCUGGAUUUUUGAUAAUUUCGAAUCAUGAAUAUUUGAAGGAUAACUACCCAGUUAUGGUUAAAUACUGCCAUGCUCUUUUGAAUUUGGGGAUUGCGAUAUAUGCUCAAGUAAUAUUCUUUGUCGUAACACUUGCUGAUCGUAACUUUCGAACAUACUUCCUCAGAUUCAAAGUCAUUCGAUUCUUCACUAAACCAUUCUUCGGAAGAAUAUUUCCAGAAGAUUUCAGAAGUAAAAAGAUGUUAUCAACGAGUGAAGAAACGAAUUUUUACUUCGCCAAGUUGAGUUCUCAAUGGGAUGAUCAAAUGAUGAGAAACAUGGGAUUGAACAAGAGAAAGAAAGGAAUCGUGUUCUUUUGA